AUGACCGACUACGCGCAGUUCCAACAAUCCCACCACGGGCAUGCUCCCUCGCACAUCCAGAACUAUGGAAGUGCGCAGAGUCCCACGGGCGGAAACCCAUCAAUAACUUCGCCUUCACAGCAGAUGCAGCAGUUCCAGCAGACAUCACCCAUACUACCCUCGCAAGGCUACGGCCAUGGCGGUGCUCCGCAUCCACAGCACCCCCAGCAACAUCACCAGAUGAACUUCCCUCAGCAGCAGUACAUGGCAAACAUGCAAAACCCAUAUAUGCCGUCGCAGCAGCAACAGCAUCAGCAGGCAGCAGCACUGGCCACAGCAGCAGCGGCGGGCCCAGCAGGAUACUAUGAUCAGUCCGCCAUGCCCGGCCAACUAGCCCAGGACCCCCGAGCAUCUCCACGCAUGUCUGUGUCUCAGAUGAAGCCCGAUGGACGUGUUCCGCCGCGUUCCCCGACAAAUGUCACAAACGCCAUGAACAACACACUUCCGUCGCAAGUUCAAAUGACCCCCACUCAGAUGCAACAACGGCGAAUGAGUACCCAGAUCAGCAGCCCUGCCAUGCAUCACCCCCAGCCUGUCAUGAACCAAGGCCCUAGACCUUCUGUGUCCGUUCCCCCACAGAUGGCCCAGCAGGCCCAGCACCAACAGUCGCCAGAGCUUGUGUCUGGAGGACCGCAAGCCGAGGAAGCCCCUCUAUACGUGAAUGCCAAGCAGUUCCACCGCAUCUUGAAGAGGCGUCUGGCAAGGCAAAAACUCGAGGACGCACUGCGGCUGACGUCCAAGGGCCGUAAGCCAUAUCUGCAUGAGUCGAGGCACAACCACGCCAUGCGCCGUCCGCGUGGUCCCGGUGGUCGCUUCCUGACCGCCGAGGAGGUGGCUGCCAUGGAUAACGCAGCAAAGGGGGAAGGUGAAGACGGUAACAAGGAGAACGCGUCAAUGCCCACCAAGCCCACUAGUGGCGGACCCAAGCGCAAGGCAUCUACUACUCAGCUCAAGGGAACCCCGACACACAAGAAGAACAAGGCCGGUGCGGUUCAGCGACACAGCACAAGCGAGGACGAUGAAGAGGAAGAGGACGACGACGUUGAAGAUGACGCUUAGGCAUCGUUUCUCUGCGGCUUGUCCUCUCCUCGACCUUCUACCACCACAUGUUAUUUAAUUUCGACCAUUCAUAUUUUCGAGACCCCCCUUUCGAUUCACGAUUUACGAAGCGAGUGCUUUUGGGACACCCGGUUGGCUUCUGCAUGUUACCCUUGUUGUCAAACACUGACACAUUCACACACACAAAUUGUCUUACCAAAUGACUGGGUGGAAUUUCGGAUACACACGGCGGGCCGGUCGGAGCAUACGGCACUCACCUCUUCACGGAGCGCAGUUGGAUCUUGGGAGUUUUGUUGUUAUAUUCCUUCUUCUUCUUCUUCUCUUCUUCUUCAUUUGUCCGCGGACUUGUGGACUUUGUAUACUUUUCUUUGCCUCCGUUCUCUGUCACGACUGAAUACCCCCACACUCGCUCAUGGCUUGGCGAGGAUACCCACACCGCUGGCCAGGAGAGCCAGCGGUUAUACUAGAGGGUCUUCCUUCAUCGGACGAAAAUCUAUACCACACGCUUGU
This is a messenger RNA of Pyrenophora tritici-repentis Pt-1C-BFP, 1608 nucleotides long. The record is from RefSeq and is a predicted model, not a curated record. Lineage: Eukaryota; Fungi; Ascomycota; Dothideomycetes; Pleosporales; Pleosporaceae.